AUGCUAAGUGCUUUAAGAUUGAACAUGCAACAUUUAAAAGAAGACAAGAAGAAGGAUACUUUAACCCUCCUAAGUUUAAUACAGUGUUACAAAGUGCUCAAUGUUAAUAAACCCACAGACAAUUUAGGAUUAAAGUGUGCGUUUCUACUUAAAUCAGAAUUAAGUGCAAAACAAACAGAAAAGUGUGAGUGUUAUCAUUAUUUCGAAGAGGUGGAACCAAGGAGGAGCUACAUCAUUUUAUUUAUUCGGAAAGCAAUUAAAAUUUUCAGCAAAGUGGCGCAAAGUUCAGACUCUGUCAUCACUCCCAACUCCAAAAGGCACUUGGAGUUGGAUCUGGAUUUCCUGGAGAGACGCCAGAAUGCCACUUCAGGAACGAGCGCGAGCGGUCAGGAGAGCAGUCAGGAACAGGACCAGCGUUCUCCCAUCGAGAUCAGUCCAGAGUCGGUCGAUAGAAUUAAGGUUAUUUUAUUGGGGGCACCGGCCGUUGGCAAGACGUCCAUAAUACAGCAAUUUGUAUGGAACGAGUUCUGUGAAGACUACAUUCCCACAGAAAGAAAGCACACGUACUACCCAUCAGUAAUAACCAAUGAGCGCCUCUACGAGAUUAAAAUUUCAGACCUGCCAGUCAUCCCGUACUUCCCGGUGAACUCCUACUACGAGUGGGCCAACUACCGGUACUACGGACUCCGAAGUGCCACAGCGUACAUCCUGGUCUUCGACCUUUCUAAUAUAGACACUUUUCAAUACGUUAGAACACUUAGGGAACAAAUAUGUGAAUCCAGGAAUAUGCAGAACGUUCCUUUGUUAGUUGUUGGCAAUAAGCAAGAUCUAAUAGUACCUGAGGAGGGUGCGAGUAAUAGUUCGAAACCUGCCAUAACGAAUAGUAGCGAUGAGAAACGUAGGGAUAUAGUAAAUUUAGUGAAAAAGCAUUGGAAAUCCGGGUAUAUUGAAUGUAGCGCCAAAUAUAAUUGGAAAGUUGUAGCUGUUUUUAAGGAAUUGAUCAAUAUGAUCGAUACGUUGAGUAGUAGGGAUCAGAGUCCGAUGUUAGAUAAUAUUCAGGAAGCUUUAGAUAGAAAUAAGUGUAUUGUUAUUUGAUUCGUUUUAAAGAUAUUAUCUUUUUUAUAUGAACGUUUGGUAUUUAUUGCAAAAUGGUGAAUUUUUUAUACAGUCUCUAGGUUUAGUCCUGUCGCCAGGGGGGGUACAACGGCCUCGUUAAUUCAGAUGGACUUAACCAAGUUUUUUUUAUGUAUUUUGACCCGUAGAACACGAAUUUUUUGGGUAACAGUUGAUCCGGAUGUCGAUAAGAUUGUUAUAGACCAAGAACUUG
Diabrotica virgifera virgifera (western corn rootworm) is the source of this 1327-nucleotide messenger RNA. Its product is annotated as ras-like protein family member 10B. Lineage: Eukaryota; Metazoa; Arthropoda; Insecta; Coleoptera; Chrysomelidae. Gene Ontology annotation, molecular function: GTPase activity; GTP binding. Bases 1 to 1095 code for a protein of 364 amino acids. The record is from RefSeq and is a predicted model, not a curated record. The transcript is spliced from 4 exons.